Messenger RNA from Nycticebus coucang (slow loris), 1847 nucleotides. RefSeq names its product cyclin dependent kinase 3 (gene CDK3). NCBI's taxonomy places the organism in Eukaryota, Metazoa, Chordata, Mammalia, Primates, Lorisidae. The transcript is spliced from 7 exons. Gene Ontology annotation, biological process: G1/S transition of mitotic cell cycle; protein phosphorylation; signal transduction. The record is from RefSeq and is a predicted model, not a curated record. The coding region runs from base 201 to 1205 and encodes 334 amino acids. Gene Ontology annotation, molecular function: cyclin binding; ATP binding; cyclin-dependent protein serine/threonine kinase activity. Gene Ontology annotation, cellular component: cyclin-dependent protein kinase holoenzyme complex; nucleus; cytoplasm.
GAUUCUCAAGAAUAAAGGCACCAGCAGCUUCCUUGUGUGGUGUGCAUGUGGUGUGGUACCGGCCCGGGCCAGGAGGGGGAGCUGUGGAGCAGGAGCUCGCCCCACAACGAGGCUGCGGCUGCUCUUGCUUCUGGUGAAUUCUCAGCUGGGGCCUGAGGGGAAGGUUCUGGGGGCCCUGGGACCCAGGCAGCUCUGCAGACAUGGAUGUGUUCCAGAAGGUAGAGAAGAUCGGAGAGGGCACCUAUGGGGUGGUGUAUAAGGCCAAGAACAAAGAGACGGGGCAGCUAGUGGCCCUCAAGAAGAUUAGGCUGGAUUUGGAGACUGAGGGGGUCCCAAGCACAGCCAUCAGAGAGAUCUCCCUGCUCAAGGAGCUGAAGCACCCCAACAUUGUCAGGCUGCUGGACGUGGUACACAGUGAGAAGAAGCUCUACCUAGUGUUUGAGUUCCUCAGCCAGGACCUAAAGAAGUACAUGGACUCUGCCUCAGCCUCAGAUCUCCCCCUGCACAUGGUCAAGGUGUGGAGGGGAGGUUGGGGGAGGGGAGGGAACCCCCCACACAGCCGGCCCUGCUCAGCCAGAUCCUUCUCAUUCUCGUUACUCCAGAGCUACCUCUUCCAGCUGCUGCAGGGAGUAAACUUCUGCCACUCUCACCGGGUCAUCCACAGAGACCUGAAGCCCCAGAAUCUACUCAUCAAUGAGUUGGGCGCCAUCAAGCUGGCUGACUUUGGCCUGGCUCGAGCCUUUGGGGUGCCCCUGCGCACCUAUACCCACGAGGUGGUGACACUGUGGUAUCGUGCCCCUGAGAUCCUCUUGGGCAGCAAGUUCUAUUCGACAGCGGUGGAUGUCUGGAGCAUUGGUUGCAUCUUUGCAGAGAUGGUGACUCGAAAAGCCCUAUUUCCUGGUGACUCCGAGAUUGACCAGCUCUUUCGUAUCUUUCGCACCCUGGGGACACCCAGUGAAGCCACAUGGCCCGGAGUCACCCAGCUGCCUGACUAUAAGGGCAGCUUUCCCAAGUGGACUAGGAAGGGCCUGGUGGAGAUUGUGCCCAGUCUGGAGCCAGAGGGCAAGGACCUGCUCAUGCAUCUCCUACAGUAUGACCCCAGCCAGCGGAUCUCAGCCAAGGCCGCCCUGGCCCACCCAUACUUCUCAUCCUCGGAUCCCUCCCCAGCCUCCAGCCAGUGUGUGCUGGAGCAUUACUGCCGUUGAGAACAGCAAGUCCCACCCAGCUGUUCCCAAGCUCUAAGGAAUUUGGUAUCAGCCAGCAGGGCUGAGUGUGGGUUUGUCCUGCCCAUGGGUUAGAGAGUUCCUGUGUUGUUUGUUGGGUUUAAUGGUGCUUUUUCAAAACAGAGGCGCAAAGGCUCUAGGCAUGAGGGGAUACGUUAGAGACCAGUCCUCUGGCACUGGAACAGCAGAUGCCACAUUGAUAGCAGGGACCUGCUAGGCUUUUCACCUGCUGGGGCUGCAGCCACAGAGCCAGACCCUAGGAAAGGGUACCCCUUUCUGGUCUCUUUGGAUUUAAAAUGUUUGGGGGAAAGAGUUGAGUUCCCAAGUCAAACUGGAGGGAGAGAGCAGAGGUCAGGGUGUGUGUGGCUGUUCUAAGGAGUUGUCACCUAAGAUAUGCUUGUGUUGUUUGGCUUCUGGCUUGACAGAAAAUAAACAUGACACCUUUCUGAGUUCUCCAGCAUUCUGCUUAUGGACACAUGGGCUUGACAAGGGGGACAUUGACAGAAGGCUGGAGACAGUCCUGGCCUGAACCCAGACAGUGGGGAAACGGGGAGGGGAAGGCAGGGAAGGGCAAGACUGCUCCCUGGUCUCUUUACCUUGCCCCCACCACAUCCCUGCCCAGAU